Knipowitschia caucasica is the source of this 843-nucleotide messenger RNA. The record is from the annotation of a GenBank genome assembly. Lineage: Eukaryota; Metazoa; Chordata; Actinopteri; Gobiiformes; Gobiidae.
AUGUUGAGUCCUUAUGGUCCUCAUGGGGUGAGGACUGAUGGUUCUGUCCUGUGUCCAGGCGUCCUCCAUGGGGUCGUGUCCCUGAGGUUGUACCAUCAACAGAACCAGGACCGGACCUGGUCUGAGGCUGUGUCCGACUGUGCCGCCCUGAACCUGACUCUGGCCUCGAUCCGGACCUCAGACCAGAACUCUGCAGCCAGACCGGACUCGGGGAAGGUCUGGACCGGUCUGAGCCGGGUAUGGGACUGGACGGGGGCGGGGCCUGCUGAGCCGAUCUCAGCCAAUGAGGAGUGGUUUGAGCAAUGGGCACCAGAUGAGCCCCGGGACAAGAAGAACUGUACCGCCCUCCGCACCAGCGACGGACUCUGGGUCUCUAAGGAUUGUACCGAGACCCUGAGGGCCAGCUGCUAUAGAGAAUCGGACCAGACUCACUGGAUCCUGGACCAGUCCAUGGAGUGGAAACAGGCCCGGUCUCAGUGUAAGGCAAACUUCACCAACCUCAGCUCCGUCCUGAACCAGAACCAAACCCAGGAUAUCCUCCAGGCGCUCCAGACGCUGGACCAGGCAGGGGAGGAGGUCUGGAUCGGGCUGUACCUGCGGUGGCUUUGGGUGGAUGGGUCCUGGGUCCGGUGGUCUGGGUGGGACCAGGACCCUCUGGACUCGGAUAAAGGCUGCAUGGUUCUGGAUCACAGCGGGAAGUGGGACCAGGAGAAAUGUGAACAACGGUGCCCUUUCAUCUGUCACCAAGUUUCAGAGGAAGUAGAAGGAGUCUGCUCUGAUUGGUCCAGUCCAGAGGCCCCUGAGGUCAAGAGGCCCCUGAGGUCACCAGAGGCCCCUGAGUGA